Molecule: messenger RNA, 2526 nt
Organism: Heterobilharzia americana
Lineage: Eukaryota; Metazoa; Platyhelminthes; Trematoda; Strigeidida; Schistosomatidae
Source: the annotation of a GenBank genome assembly
AAUUGAACAAUCUACCUAAAUAACCAUAUCAUAGAAUGAAUGCAGAAAGAGGUUUGUGCAUAUGUAAUUGGGAACUCAGAAUAAACUUAUAUAAAUCAUUUCGUUAAUGUAACUCGAAACAAAUUUCUAUAUAUAUUUAUGAAAUGGGAAAUGGACGUAGUUCAUUUUUUACUCAAAAUGAUAUUAAAGAACAAAUUUUGAAAAAAACACCUAAGAGAGUUAAAUUCAAACAAGAUCAAAUUACUCAAUCUCCUGAACAUGGUAGGCAUGAACAUGAAGGCAUGGAUAGCGAUGUUAACGAUGAACAAUGGAGAAAUGAAAUUGUACUUAAUAUUGAUGAAAAUCAAAUUACAGGCUUUUAUCUUGAUGAGGAUGUUUUAGAUAAGCACAAAGAUGAUGAAUGCUAUAAAGAGGAUAUAAGACAAAUUUUUAUAUCCCCACAACAACAUGAACCAGAAGCCAUCGUUGAUUUGAACGUCAAAAUAUGUGAAACUACACCUGACCAGAAUGUUGAUGGUUUGUUUAAACAACAAGAAACGAAUCAUCAAAAUCUAUCCUUUGAUGAUAGUCAACCGUAUCAUAAAGUAAAGACGGAUAGCGGCGAUACAAAUAUCAGCAGUCCACAAAGCGAUUUGAACAGUAGUACCACAGAAUUAACAGAUACACCUCAAUUUCUGAAACCUUCAGAAUGUCUAAAUUUACAUCAGACCUAUCCAUUUCUGUCAGUGCACAAGUGUCUGCUGUCAUCAUCAACUGAAGUGAUAAGUAGCAAACCAGUAACUGAAAACCAGUUCACCGCUAACACACUGAUUUCACCUUCUAUUUUACAAACUCCAGCUAAUAAAUCACAGUCGAAUCCCAGGUCAAUUAUAAAAAUGUCUGAUGUACACGACAAAUACUUAUACUCAAAAGUUAUCACCCUACUGGACAAUGUUCAGAACAACUCAAAUGCAUUUCAACGAGAUGAAAGUGUUCAGUGUGGAAUAUGCUGCAAAAAUUCUAUUGAAAUUUUAGAACCCUCUAAAAUAUUACAUCAUUCUGAAGAAGAUAAGCCAGAUAGUUCAGAAAUAUAUAAAAAUAAAAAUUCAUGCGGAGUAAAUGGAUUGGCUGUUAAAAAAUGGCAUAAAUAUGACAAAGUAAUGAAAUUAUCACAUAAAAUUCCAAUUUUAUCUGUGAAUAGUAAGGAAAUCAUUGAUUUCACAGAGGAUGAUACAACCAUCUGUUCAGAAACAACGCUAUGUGAAGAAAAUUCUCCCUCUUUAAAUUACUCAUUAUCUAGCUGGUCGAUGAAAGACAGAAGUAAAGAGAAACCAUGUACUGAAGUAUCUGACUCAGACAUAAUUCUUCAAGUUGAAAAUCAAACUAUCCGUAGGUGUGAUAGAACAAACCAAAUAAAGCCGAAUGACACUACUUUAAAGAUGGAAUAUCAAGAUGACAACGUAUUUGCACCUCAAGAUGUAAUUAGUCGGUCAGAAGAGCCAGAUAGUAUUGAUAUUACUAAAGAAGGGCAUAUAUGUACCCCAACUGUCACAGAAAAAAUCCACUGUCCAAUAACCAAUCAGGUUGAAUCAACUUAUUCACCCAGUACUUGUGAAAUCGAAAAAGAAUCGGUGAGUUUGCCAGAACUAGGUUUGUUAGAACAAAACUUAGCAAAAAGUAAUGGUCAAGAAAAGACAAAAGCAGAAGAAAAAGGAGAAGAGACAAGUCAUUAUCCAAAAACACUGACGAUGGAUACUGGCUGUUUUAAACAAUACAACCUAUCUGAGAUGAACGAUAUAACACAAAAGUUUAACCCAAAUAGGCCACAAUACGUUCAAUUAGUAGGUAGUUUGGCGUACUGUUUGGAUAGGCAACCUGAGAAGUUAGACACAGGUGAUGCAGGCUACUUGAAUAUAUUGAAACCACUGGCUUACGUUACAGGUGCAACAAAAAUAACAUCACAGAAUUCAUUUAGAAAUCAAGGUCUUAAAGCAGAUGGUAAUAAAUUGCAGGAGCAUGUACCAAGAGAAAUUGAAAAUCAUAUUCAAACAGGAAAAAAAUCAUCCACUGAUGACUACGAGAUCGAAAUUCGGUGAUCAUGUUCAACAUUAUCCUAAGCGUGAAGUAAAUUCUCAUAUUAAUCUGCAUGAAUUCCUGUAUAAAUCGAGUUCAUCACAAGCUGAUAGUUGUUGUUCUUAGAGUCAAAGUAUAUUUCCUUGAUCUAUUGUACAAAUUUCAACUGAAUGACUAAAGAUUUUAACUCUGAGAAACCUUCAAAGAGAAAUUCACCACUUAGUUCCUCAUUAAACUGGUACCCAUACAUUAUCCAAACUUUGCCGGUUGUAUUUGGGUCAAUAUGGAAAAUCAAACGGGAAAAUGCUAUUUCUCUUGUUUUUUGUCCAUAGCUUUUUAAAAAUUUAGUUGAUUCUUCUUUACUCUCAUUUGUUGUAUACACUAUACUUCAGAUGUUUCAGUCAACUUAGCUGUGCAACUAUUGUAGUUCUUGUUUUUAUUUGUGUCACCACCUAAUAAAUGUAAUUAUUGUUU